ACAGAUCAAUAAUGACAUUUGACAUACGUCAAAAUCAAGUUACGUUUAUUUUUUUACAUGAAGCACUUCAAUAUUUUGUUUUUGGUGGUUCCCCAUAUUAAUACUGUUUUUAACAAACGUUUAGUAACUAAUAGCGGGUUGACUUUCUUAUUAAUUGCUUAAAACGUUAAUAUCGUGUCAAAGUAGAGAAAUAUGUUGUGAGAGUGACGAAAUAGCUCAACCAUGGAAUCACUGUCGAAGCAAGAGUUAAUAUCAACAAUAACUAAGCAAGCCGAUCAAAUCAAACGUUACGAAGCACGUUUGCGAGAUGUAGUUGCAGCAUAUAAAGGUCUUGUAAAGGAGAAGGAAGCUCUGGAGAUCAGUCUAAAGGCACUCAAUAAAACUGAGAGCCCUGUGGAGGGUGGCGGUGGAGAUGAUUCUGUGGCGGCCCUCACUCUGUCCUUAUCAACCCUCACAGCAGAGAAAGCUCGUAUGGAGGAGGCUUUCCAAGCAGACAAAAAGGUUACGAGAGAUAAGUAUGAGAAUAUAAUUGCGACCAUGCGUGAGGAAACAAAAACAUUAGUGCAACAGCAUCUUGUUGAGAUGAACAACUUGAAAGCCAAGAUAUCAUAUGAAAUUCAGGAACGGGAGAAGAGAGCUGACCAUGCUGCUAUGUUGAAGGAACUACACCUGAAAUUAAACAGUGAGAGAAAAAAUAAAGAGAAACUAGAAGACAAAGUUGUGAACUCGAAUGAAGCUCAGGCAUCACAAGCGGAGCUGGAGAAGCGAGUGCGCGACCUCAGCAGCUCGCUGGAGGCGGCGCAGCGCCGGCUGCAGCGGGCCGAGGCGCGCACGGUGGAGACGCCCGCCAUGCUGCUCCGGCUCCAGCAGAAACUCGCGCUGCUCGAGCAGUCGCACUCCGUCGCCAUUCGAGAGGAGCAAAUAAAGGCGAAGCGUGCAGAAGAAUCUGCCCGCAAGCAAUGCGCUCGCCAGGAAGAGCGCGUCGCCGCCCUAGAGGAGAAGGUGGCCGAGCUGUCGCACACCGUGGGGUGCUACGACGCGAGGCGCCAGACUGACCUCCGCACCAUUCAGACCCUCAGGGACCAGCUCAGAGCGAAACUGCUCACGGAUUUAAGUACUGACGAGAAACCCUCACCAGAUGUGUCAAAUAAAAGUGAGACGGACAACGAAAAACUAGCCGACAGCGAGUACCUGCAAAACCUGAUAGACAAAAUACACAUACUGAAGAAGGAAUUAAUAUCGGAGAACGAUAAACUAGGCUCACCUAUCGACAUCACGACAGUAUUCAAAGUAGAUGGCUAUGAAAACAUCCAUUUGAAAUGCAAGGAAGAGUAUGAAAACCUUAAAGCGGAGUUUGAGGCUUAUAAAGCUAAAGAAGUAACGAGAGAGCGGGGAGGGGAGAGUGAGAGUGAGAUAGAGAUGCUCGAGAGUGAGAUAACGUUGUUGAGAGAUAAGAUUGAGACAUAUGGUACGCUAUUGGAAGAGGAAAGGCAGGAUAAAAUUGACACGUUGAAGAUUUAUGAAGAGAAACUACGGAACGAGCAGGAAUAUCACAAGGAGGUAACGUCGGAGCUGAAGACCCGAGUUCAGAGCCUGGAGAAGCAAGUGCAGACGCAACGAGAUAGGUACGCGGCCCUGCUGGACGAGACGGACAACUACAUCCGCGGCAGGAACGAGCGAGCGCGCCGCGUCAGUGCGGAGGACGGCUGGAGGGACCACGGAGUGCUGGCGGACGUGACGGCGCCGCCGCACAUGCUUCACUACGCUCAAGAGUUAGCCCGCAAGGACCUCGACAUAUCCCAGCUUAGGAAGGAGAAACACACCCUCGAGGGACAGUAUCGAGAUUGCCAACGUGAAGCUACUAUUGAGAAAGAGCGGUUCAAAGAAGUCGUAAGAACUCUGAAAGAGGAAAUAGACAGACUUCGACGCAUCCAGUCGCGCGAAGGUGCAAACCUAGAAUACCUGAAGAACGUGGUGAUGGCGUACCUAAUGUCUACAGACUACGCCGGAAGGAAACACAUGCUCAACGCGAUAGCCGCGGUGUUACAUUUCACCACUAGCGAAAAGAACAUGGUGCUGUCGACUUUGUGAUUCGCCACUAACUGUCGAUCGGUGUUGGUCUGGAAUUGAAAUGGAUGGUGUUUAAUCGUUUUUUGUUGUAAUAUUUACAUGUGUUGUGAGCUCUUGUAAAAAAAAUUCAAGGUUUGCAAGAGGACCGCGAGCUCUUAGCACCAUCGUAGUUGAAUCAGCGUUCAUUCAAGUGAGCUAUAUCAUCUCA
This is a messenger RNA of Manduca sexta (tobacco hornworm), 2278 nucleotides long. It is a transcript of the gene GCC88, whose product is annotated as GRIP and coiled-coil domain-containing protein 1-like. The record is from RefSeq and is a predicted model, not a curated record. Gene Ontology annotation, cellular component: Golgi apparatus. Lineage: Eukaryota; Metazoa; Arthropoda; Insecta; Lepidoptera; Sphingidae.